AUGCAAUUCUGGUCGCUGGAGGGCGCGGAGGGGGCGUUCGGCGACUUCGGCCGCAUCGACCGCCUCGACAGCAGGACGCUGGAGCGGGGCCACACUAGAACUUUCACGUUCUGGCUCUGGGCCUGGGAUGUCGCCCACAUUCCGACAAAGCGGGCACUCUGGGUGCUCAAGAGGGGAGCGGGGCGGGUCGACGAGAUCCUCGGCUACUCUCCUCCGGACCGCCGUGUGCCUUCGCCGCCGGGUGUGCGCCGCUACGACCUGCUGCUGCAUGUGGAUCGAGUUGAAGACUGGAGCCCGCUCUCGCCGCGUUCUUCGCACUCGGGCCAGAGCGGGCUCCCCUCCUCCUCCUCCGACGACCGCCCCUUCCCCCGCGUCGAGCCUGGUUCCUGGACGGGCGGCAUCGAAGACGGUCAAGAGCAUGGCCGCCAUCUGGCUGCCUGGGUGGCAACGGCGACUUGCCGGGCGGCCCCUCGAGUGGAGAGGCGCGACCACGACGAAGAUGGAGCCGGUGGGCAGCGGCACUCGUGGCGCGAUGCGUUCCUUGGCAACUCCUGCCAUGCCAAGGGCAAGUCCACUGACGUCCUCGAGGCGACUCCAAGACACCGCAACAGGACGCCGGUGGGGAGCCGGCACGGCAACCAGGGACGUGGUCGCGCCAGUAGCAAAGCGGCGGCCGAGGUGCCGCCUUUGCGGGCUACCCCGCCGCUCCCACUCCGUCCGGUGGCGACGGUCCCACGUCUCGACGCCCAGGAGCCUGGCCCCGUGGCUGCCUUCUUCUCCUUCCCCGGUGGUCGGGCGCUCUCCCCUCCGCCGCGCACGGACGUCAUGCAGCUCGAGAUUGAAAACGCCAUGCUCGACGCCCUCAACUCCCGGCUGGCCUUUGAAGAUGGUGAGCGCUCGCCGCCGCACGCCAGGACGCGCUCUGGUGCCAUAGAAGACUUCCAUGAAGAUGAUGAUAUCCUCCCGUGCAUCGCUGACCUGUCGGCCCCGCUCUCCAGCCCCCGCAUCAGCUCGCCUGCUCCAGCCGCGGUGGGGUUCCUUGUUGAGGCGAUCACGCAGAAGGUGGACUGCUUGCAGCUCGGCGGAGGUCAGGGCCCCUGCAUCCAGGAGGUGGGGGACGGCAGCUGCCGCGUGGGACUGCCGCAGCUCUUCGCUCCGGUGCCCCAGGCCGUCCUGCCAGCCCUCCGGUGCGACCGCGCUCCUCUGCUCCUCCCAAGGUGUGGGCCACCUCCGCCCCCUCUCGCCGCAGUGCCAGGCAGGCGGCGGCGGGCUGUCCGGUGCUAG
Aegilops tauschii subsp. strangulata is the source of this 1284-nucleotide messenger RNA. RefSeq lists its product as uncharacterized. Lineage: Eukaryota; Viridiplantae; Streptophyta; Magnoliopsida; Poales; Poaceae. The record is from RefSeq and is a predicted model, not a curated record.